CAGCCAGCCGUUGAGUGAAGCAAACGGCAAAAAAGUACGAGACUGAGAAAUGGCGGCGACAUUGGCAGCCCUGGGAACGCCGUUACCGUGGAUGACGAUGAGGAUGAGGACAAUUUCAGAGGCUGCCUCUCCGAUGACGAUGAUUUUCCGUCGAUCCUCUUGGCGGAGGAGUUUCUCAAUCUCCGCCACUGCGAACAAUGAAGGGCAAGUCCGCGUGCGCUUCGCUCCUUCGCCCACCGGAAACCUUCACGUUGGCGGAGCCAGAACCGCCCUCUUCAACUACCUGUUCGCCAGGUCCAAAGGUGGGAAAUUUGUUUUGAGAAUUGAAGACACUGACUUGGAGAGGUCCACUAGAGAGUCCGAGGAAGCCGUGUUGCGAGAUCUCUCUUGGCUUGGCCUUGAUUGGGAUGAAGGUCCUGGUGUUGGUGGAGACUAUGGUCCGUAUCGGCAAUCCGAAAGAAACUCAUUGUACAAGCAAUUUGCUGAGAAACUAUUGGAAUCUGGUCAUGUUUAUCGCUGCUUUUGUACUAACGAGGAACUGGAAAAGAUGAAGGUGAUUGCAAAAUUACAACAGUUGCCUCCAGUAUACACGGGAAAGUGGGCAACUGCAACCGAUGAAGAAGUACAAGAAGAGCUGACGAAGGGAACCCCUUAUACAUAUCGAUUUCGUGUGCCAAAGGAAGGGAGUUUGAAAAUCAAUGACCUUAUUCGAGGCGAAGUUAGUUGGAAUUUGGACACGCUUGGAGAUUUUGUAGUUAUGAGGAGCAAUGGACAACCUGUUUACAAUUUUUGUGUCACAGUUGAUGACGCUAGCAUGGCUAUAUCACACGUUAUAAGGGCAGAGGAACACUUACCAAACACUUUAAGGCAAGCACUCAUAUAUAAGGCUCUGGGAUUCUCCAUGCCUAACUUUGCACAUGUUUCCUUAAUUCUUGCACCUGAUCGAAGUAAACUGUCAAAACGCCAUGGUGCUACUUCCGUGGGUCAGUUCAAGGAGAUGGGGUAUCUACCCCAGGCAAUGGUGAACUAUUUGGCACUUCUAGGUUGGGGAGAUGGCACUGAAAAUGAAUUUUUCACCCUUGAGCAACUUGUUGAAAAAUUCUCGAUUGGUCGUGUUAACAAAGGCGGUGCUAUUUUUGAUUCUACUAAGUUAAGGUGGAUGAAUGGUCAGCAUUUAAGAGCUCUUCCAUCAGAGGAGUUGACCAAGGUUAUUGGUGAGCGCUGGAAAAGCACCGGUGUCCUCACAGAGUCAGAGGGGACUUUUAUCGAAGAGGCGGUUCAGCAGCUCAAGGACGGAAUCGAUCUGAUAACAGAUUCAGACAAAGCACUCUCAAACUUGCUAUCUUAUCCUUUACUUGCUACUUUAAAGAGUACUGAAGCUAAACCUGUCUUAGAAGAUAAGCUUUCUGAAUUUUCAGCCCAUCUUGUAGCUGCCUAUGAUAGUGGUGAACUCCUCGGUGCUCUUGAAGAAGGCCAUGCUGGCUGGCAGAAGUGGGUGAAGAACUUUGGCAAAUCGCUGAAGCGCAAGGGAAAAUCACUCUUCAUGCCUCUCCGAGUGUUGCUAACCGGCAAACUCCACGGUCCGGACAUGGGGGCUAGUGUGCUUUUACUGCAUAGGGCUGAAGCCCAUGGUAUUGUUGCUCCGGAAGCUGGGUUUGUGACAUUGAAUGAGAGGUUCAACAUGCUUAGGCAGCUUGACUGGGACACAUUAAUCAAUGAUCAGCCUCUUAUGGAGUCCGCUGCUACUAUAUCCAACUGAAAAUUCAGAGUUUUUGACGGGCUAUCAAGCAAACUAACUCUAUAUAUCAUAUAAGUGCUUUAGAAUUUUUGGCACCUUUGUCAAGAGCAGUUGAUUAGAUAAUGAAAGUUCGAUCUUUAUUUACCA
Messenger RNA from Corylus avellana, 1885 nucleotides. It is a transcript of the gene ERS, whose product is annotated as glutamate tRNA synthetase. The record is from RefSeq and is a predicted model, not a curated record. Gene Ontology annotation, molecular function: tRNA binding; glutamate-tRNA ligase activity; ATP binding. Gene Ontology annotation, cellular component: mitochondrion. Gene Ontology annotation, biological process: glutamyl-tRNA aminoacylation. NCBI's taxonomy places the organism in Eukaryota, Viridiplantae, Streptophyta, Magnoliopsida, Fagales, Betulaceae.